Messenger RNA from Saccostrea cuccullata (small rock oyster), 4903 nucleotides. RefSeq lists its product as uncharacterized. The transcript is spliced from 17 exons. The record is from RefSeq and is a predicted model, not a curated record. Lineage: Eukaryota; Metazoa; Mollusca; Bivalvia; Ostreida; Ostreidae. The coding region runs from base 99 to 3482 and encodes 1127 amino acids.
AAUAACAAUUUUCCGUAAUGUAUCGAGUCGACAUAUAAAAUGCAAAUCCCCUGCUUAUAAAUAUGAUUUAGUCGCUGGACUCUGGCUUAAAUACAACGAUGACUUGGCAAUUCAUAAUUCCGCUAUUUAUUUUCAUGGGAGUUUUAGAGAACGUAACUUUGCAGGCAAUUAAUACUAGUUAUGCAUCUCUCUCUUUGGAAGAGUUGGUAAGUGGAUUUCGUUUCCAGCAACUACAGCUGUCAACAACAAUGAUGAACGCUAGUAUUCACGCGAGACUUCCCGAGAAGUUGGCUUCUGCAGAGGCACAAGAGGCGGAUCAAAGAGAAGCAAAAGCAUUUAGAGCCUUUCAUGAAGCCCAGACUCCAUUUAUCGCCACAACUUCGCGCUACAACUUGGGAUACAUAGGUCGUGGCUAUGAUUUAUUCAAGGGGAACCCCCUCAGUGAUGAUGGAGUGGUGGAUCAAGGAUUUCGCCUCCCGAUAAUGGAAUUACCCUACACCCACAAGUUUACUGCCGACGGAGAAUAUCGGAUUCCAGAUAAUGUUGACGUCAUUGCAGAAUCAAGCGCCAAGUUUGGGUCCUCUCUCUAUUCAGUGCAGUCGGAGUCGGACUAUAAAAGCAUGCUGAGUGUGGACGCCUCGGUUAAUGCCGCUGGAGGUGGUUGGGGCGUUAGUGCCAGUUUCAGUGCCAGUGCAUCUUAUCAAAAAAAUACGCGGGAAAUUCAAAAAGGGGAGACAACUACUUUAAGCAUUGUAAGCCGGGCUGUGGCGUACAGAGCUAGGAUGUCCGAGACCUCCAAAAUGUCUAAGGUAAAUGAAUACUUCGAGAAAGCUGUUAUGUUGCUGCCUAUGGAGAAUUGUGAGGACGAAUCAUUGCAAGAAAUGUACCUCAAUUUUAUACGCGAGUUUGGGACUCAUUAUACAACCCAAGUAGUCAUGGGGGCUAAAGCCGUUCAACAGCUUACAUUUGCCAAAUCUGACCUUUCAAAACUGGAAUCAGAAGGAAUUAGUGCGAAGGUAGCUGCACAAGCCUCCUUCAGCGGAUUCGGUGCCUCGGGCGGUGGGGGAUUCAGUGUGGGGGUUGGCUCCAAAGAGGAGUCAAAAGAGCGUGUACAAAAUACCAACAAAGAACAAUAUGAAUAUUAUAUCGGUGGGAAUCCACCAUCCGGGGAUUUUUCUUCCGGAAGUACCGAGAGUUUACGAGAAUGGGCGAGAUCUGCAGAUGAGAAACCGGUACCGAUUCAGUACAGGCUGACCUCCAUUGAGACGCUCUUGAAGCCUGGAUACUUUAAAGAUAUUACUUAUGGUUUAUUUGAAAGACGUCAAUGUUUACGUCGGGCACUGUAUACUUACUGUAAGGAGACGGCAUCUCCCUCCCUGUGUAACCCACCAGACGGCGCUUCUACGACUCUUACGUCACGACGUAAACGACAGGCCGAGGAAGUCGAAAGUGCUGAUGAUGGUAUAAAGUUCGGUGAUUUUGUCACUCUUCGGAACAUAAAUUCCAGGAAAUAUUUGGCUUUGUCCACCUCCACGGGAUACUUAUAUGGGACAGUCACGAAACCACUUGUGCAAGUCAACAGUAUCACUAAUUAUGACGGGCUCUUUCAAAUCAAGUCUGGAGAUGACGAUUCCACGACACUUGGAACUUCGUUGGUGUAUGGUCAGAGCUUCAAACUUGUGUCGGUGGAGGGAGAAAAUCUGUUUACUGGAAGAUUAUUUAUUGAUGAUGUGAACAAAGCCUCAGCAAGUAAACUUGAAACUGCCUAUAAAAGACAGGACGGGCGAAAAUUUUCAGCUCCAGGGGAUAUCACUGAUUUCUCCGUCUUCCUAAGAUUGGAAAAAGAUCGGUCCUAUUUGAUAAGUUUGAGGAUAAGCUGUUCUGGAAGAAACAAUCCUUCACAAUAUCAAGUGAAUCUGGAGGGGACAGCAGGGACUGCAAAGUUUGAAAUGGACAACCUAUGUAAACGUGGAUACGGGUAUUACUGGCAUCAUGGAGCCUUUGCCGACAAAGAUAUCGGUCAAUUUGAACGUGUCAGAUUUAUGGGCAGAGGAACUGAACCAAUCAAAGGGAUUCAGAUAUUAAUUGGACAGGGUCGUCAAAUUCUUAGAUACAUAGCAACCGGCUUAAGUUGUAUCGGAUACGAAUACAAGUUUGAUAUGAGGACAACAGAAAGGAAACCAGUUGAAAUUGACAUCUACCCUGCACAGUUCUCCUUCCAUAGUAAAACACAUCCGGCGGGGAGCGUGGUUAGACGCCGGGACACGGUCUUUAUGGAGGUCGUGUCAGCCGUGGACAGAAAGUCAUUCUGGGGUCAACCAGUGUCCCACUUACUGUCAAACAAAAACGGAAAGGUCACAAUAAAAGAAAAAGGACCGGUGCCGCACAAAGCCAAAAGAGACUGCAAUGGUAUAGUUUUCCCCGACAAUGGCAGACUUGGCGUUUAUAAUAAUUUUGAAAACCGUUACUUCGUGUCUUUUGGCGUUGAUGUCAUGAUAACCACGGUCACAAUUAGGACCAAAAAGACUUAUCAAGCAAACCAGUAUACGGUGGAAUACAUUGAUAGAAACAGUCCAGACUUUCAGACGUUACAAAACAUUAUCAGAAGACCUACCUCUGGAAAUGUAUAUAUAAUGGACAUCACUUUUCCAGAAAUGUACCUCUCCGCAAUCCAAGUGUACGUGAAAGGGGUAGCUGACUUCGCAGAUAAAGUCUCUAGCUUGCUGAUAAGAGGAUGUCCUAGUGCUCUUGUAGAGGCCCAACCCCAAAACACAGAUGCAGAGGAAUGGGAUCUUAGACACAGCGAAAACCAAAUCCAAACGUACCCAUAUUUACGAGUUGUUCCAACACAAUACAACGUGUCAAAUUUUGAUAAAGUUUUCCAAGAACUUGAAAAGCCUUUCUCCGUAACAAAUUACAGAAAGGUGGUAGACUUUGAACCAAACCAGAGGGGAUGUGUGGUGGACCAGGACUACAUCCAAAACUAUCUGAUGCUCACUGACGAAAUUGAAGGGCUGAAGUUCCGGAAUACUCGCGUGAUGUCUUCUGGGAUAUCUGUCACAAUCAUUACUGACGUCAUGGCCAUGAAUAAGAUUAUGUACGAACAGAACAUGCCGGCAGUGGAUAGUCUGCUUCGUAUGGCGGUACAGAGGUACCCCUGUAACUCCAGGGAUGUUAUCUUCUCUUUACGACAGUCGUCUGACGAGGGAGCAGCCCUGUCGACUACUGCUAUAGGAGUGAUUACCGUUCUAGCUAUUUUGGUUGUAGCGGCGAUAGCUAUUUUGAUAACUGUAUUUGUGAUAAGGCGGAAGCGCGUGACGACAGUUGAACGACCUGAUAGACAACCGAUGAUGGAGAAGAACAUCUACAUUGAAGAGGGGGGAAAUGACGAGAACAUCUACACAAACAGGUCCUUUGAGGAUACGAGGCUUCAGCCCCAGGCUUCUCCUGCCAUCCCCUCCCGACAGAGGCGGUUAACAUAAGUCUGACAAAAGGAAUAAACUCCUCCCACAAUACAUACACACACAAAAAUAAGAUAUGGUGACAUUUUCACUUUUAAUGUUCUGAAGAUUAUGUUUGUAUUAAGGUGCAUUUAAUAUUGAUCAAAACAUUAUACGUACGGGAAGCGUAUGCAAUAUUUAAUGAGAUCCCUCAAUACAUUUCUUAACUUCAGCUGAUAUUUAUAUUGGAAGUAAAUAAUGACAUUGUAUUAAGGUGCUAAUAUAUCAUUGGGAAUCUGUUCGUGCUAUUUUUUAUACCUCUGGUACAAAUAAGUCUGUAUUUGCUAAGGCACAUGCAUUAUUCUAUGUAUUUUGCAUUGUAUUUCUCAAAAAUUGCUCAUUUAUGUCCAUAUGAUAAUUAAUGAAUUUAAAGAUUUUUUUGACUGGUUAAAACAGGUAAUUUUUACAUUUGUAAAAAAAAUUAUUUUUAAUUUUAGUUGUUCUCUUAUUUGAUACUUACCUGUUUCAAAUAUGAAAGCAUUUUGGUGAAAAUUUAUUUGGGGUCGGAUAUGCACACCUAGCUGUGUACAUGUAUACAGUUCUUCAGAAUCAUCGAGCAAAGUUCAGCCAUUUCUGUCUCAAUUGUAUGCAAUUUUGAGAAGAAAUUGAAAAUUAUUCAAAUAAUUAUACUUUACAAUUAUAAGGUUUUGUCCGCUUUAAUGGAAACGAAAAAUAAUAAUUUUAUACUGUGGCAAUUUCAUUACUUCCCCUCCUCCUAAAAGUCCGGAACGACUCACUUGUUGCCCCCAUCCCCACUUUUUUUUCUUUUGAAAUCAAGGAAUGGCACUUUCCCCUUUUUCGUGUAUUAUAUUCAUGAUAAACUGGUGUCUUCUUUGCAAAAUAUAAUUAUCUACUUUGAAGGCGAUCUAAUUAAAAACAAACUUUUGUUCCGAGUCCACUACAGAUUUUCUAUAUAUAAAAAUAGGGACAUUAGAUUUGGUUAUUUCAAUUAGAUUGCUAUAAACAGUUUUCAUUUUUAACCUACAAAAUCUCUGGAAUCCGUUUACGGGGUCACAUACCUCCUGCCUACUUACACUACCCACCCCCUUUUUUUCAAAUCCUGGAUUAUGUUUAAGCAAAAAUGACAAAUGAUCCGUGCUUCUGUGGACGAAUUUGGUCAAUGAUUUAAUAUGCUACCUACAUUUCUUCUUUCAUAAACCUGUUGUCCAUUUGGUUAUUGCGAGUACUUGGGUGCAACUUUUUAAAUUGUUGAUAUAAUAAUCUUUAUUUGUUAUUUUCCAUCCUCAUUUCGAUAUUUUAGGCAAAUGAUGAAAUAAUCACUCCUUUGCUAUUGGAUUUGAAAAUUCUAAAACAUAAUUUGUAUCUCAUUUGUAACCAAAUAUUUCAUCAGAAGCUAGACGAUGGGAUUAUACAGGGAAAAAAAACUAGAAUAUUUCUUUUUU